Messenger RNA from Candoia aspera, 2352 nucleotides. It is a transcript of the gene MKS1, whose product is annotated as MKS transition zone complex subunit 1. Gene Ontology annotation, cellular component: MKS complex. The transcript has 18 exons. Gene Ontology annotation, biological process: cilium assembly. NCBI's taxonomy places the organism in Eukaryota, Metazoa, Chordata, Lepidosauria, Squamata, Candoiidae. The record is from RefSeq and is a predicted model, not a curated record. Bases 66 to 1853 code for a protein of 595 amino acids.
CUUUUCUCACGGAGCCUGAUAACGACACCACUGUAGCCUUAGGGACCUCUUCUUUUCUUAUAUCUAUGAUCAGCGCCAUCUUGUCGUAUCCAUGGAAAAGCGGCCUAGUUGAGACGCCGCCGCCGCCGCCGUCGUCCUCUCCCCGCCCCGGGAACGCGCUGGCGAUGAUGGCGGAGGCGGCUUGGAACGAGGAUACAGGCGGGGCAGUCUACCGAUCUCGAGACCCCAUCCGUAACCUGCGAGUCAGGGUUAAAAUUCAGCGGGUUACUUCCACUAGCCUUCUGCUGCAGCAGUUACAGCAAUCUUCCUGCCAACCAGGCCAACAGCACAUCAGCUUGUCCACUUUUGGGCAUCACAACACAGCAAGCAGGCAUUGUCCUGAGGAGGAGAAAGAGGAGGCUGUUAUUGGCUGGCAAGAGAAACUCUUCAGUCAAUUUGAGGUCGAUCUUUACCAGAAUGAGUCUGCUUGCCAGAGCCCGCUUGACCGGCAGUACCACCAGGACAUCCUGAAGUUGGAAGAGUUGGGGGGUCGGAAGAAUAAGCGGAUCUUCACCUACACAGACCAUGAUCGCUUCACCAACCUAGAGGAGCAUUGUCAGAGAGUAACCACUUCUGCCAAGGAAGUGCCUUCAUAUUUGGCAGAAAUGAUGGCCAAUGUGAGGAGGAGACGGCAAGAACGCAGGCCAGUAGAAGGAAACAUCCUGAAAUCCCGAAUUAUCACUUGGCAGCCCUCAGAAGAAUUCAUCAAGAACAACCAUGUCAUUAAUACCUCUGUGCAGACCAUGUAUAUUAUGGGGGACCUAGGACCUCAAGGCAAACUUGGUUGCAAGGAGUAUGAGUAUGUUCUCUGCAUGGUCAAGGUGGACAGCAACGGAGUCAUCACAGUCAAGCCAGAUUUUACGGGCACAAAAGGGCCUUACAGGAUUGAGCUGGAAGGGGAGAAGCGGGAAAUGUGGAAAUUCACUCUGGAGAAUGCUUCAGCCACAGUGGAAGAGAAGGAGGAGGCACGGGAACAGCGUGUCUUCAAGGAUCUGUAUAGCCGGCAUAAGGAGUAUCUCAGCGGACUUGUUGGAUCUGACUUUGAGAUGACUGCUCCUGGUGCUCUCCGAUUUUUUGUUAAUGGCGAAAUUGUUUCAGCCCAAGGUUAUGAGUACAGCAAUCUGUACAUACACUUCUUCUUGGAACUGCCCAGCUGCUGGUCAUGUCCCCCAUCUCAACCACUCUCUGGAGUGACACAGACUUGCACUAGCAAAAUACAUGGCAAAGACAGAGUGGCUUUUUUUUCCUUCCCAUUUAUCCUGGAGAUGUUCUUCACCCAAGAGGAUGACUUGGAGGGCUCCCUCCCACAGUGGCCUGUCCUGUACUUUGAGGUUCUUUCCUUGGAUUUCUGGCAUAGAUAUCGUGUUGAAGGCUAUGGGUUUGUGGUGCUGCCAGCAACGCCAGGGGCUCAUACUUUGUCUGCUUCUACAUGGCGUCCGGUGGAGUUGGGCACCAUCUCAGAACUACAGAGGUUUUUCAUUGGGGGAUCUCCAGAGCUCGAGGACAUGACCUACACCAGAGUGCCAAGCACUUUCACAGGUGAUCGUCUCAGCCGUUUUGGUUUUCGUUCUGAAACCACAGGGAGUGUGACUUUCCGGCUGAACUGCCUGCAGCAGUCCAAAGCUUUUCUGGAGUCCAGCUCCAUGAAGAAACGCAUGCAGAGUGUUCUGGAUCGACUGGGAGGCUUCAGUCAGCAAGGUUCCCUCUAUAAUGUCUUAGAGGCUUUUCAGCGGGCCCGUCACCGGAUGCAGGAAGCCCGGGAAAGCCUUCCUCAAGAUUUGAUCCGCACUUCGGCCUCUGCUGGCUCACUAUGAUGAAAGCAUCACUGAGCAUCCUGCUAUCAUCUGAGAUGCUCUACGCCAGUGUUUCUCAACCUUGGCAACUUGAAGAUGAAUGGGCUUCAACUCCCAGAAUUCCCCAGCCAGCCAGCACGUCUUCAAGCUGCCACGGUUGAGAAACAUUGCUCUACACCUUGGUUUCUCACCUCUGCAUCUUAUGAAUGACUCCUGAACCUAGUUGGAGGAGGGCCAUGUGGCGCUGGACAUAGGUCCUUGGGCUGCAGUUUCUUCAAAGGAUGAGACAGAAACCUCCAUUUUUCUCCCUUUUUUCACACACGAUCAUGAGAUUACAAAAAUAUUCUAAGCCUAAGGAAGGCAACAUGUUGUAUUUUAUUUUGUGUGCAUGGAAGUGUUUUUGUGCCUAUGCGUGUAUAUAAUAUUUAUAUAUACAUGUAGGGGUGUGUGUAUCUUACUGUUUGUACUCAGUUUAUAACAAGGGUCAAGGAACAAUUAAAAUAAUGAUAAUAUUUCAAUA